Molecule: messenger RNA, 13354 nt
Organism: Procambarus clarkii (red swamp crayfish)
Lineage: Eukaryota; Metazoa; Arthropoda; Malacostraca; Decapoda; Cambaridae
Product: dachsous cadherin-related 1
Biological process (GO): cell-cell junction assembly; cell-cell adhesion mediated by cadherin; adherens junction organization
Cellular component (GO): plasma membrane; adherens junction; catenin complex
Molecular function (GO): calcium ion binding; cadherin binding
Source: RefSeq, a predicted model, not a curated record
GGGAGUGUGUGUGUGCCGGCCGUGUGCAGUGUUAUAUAGUGCAAAACCCAAUCAAAAAGUGGAUUUACGUGCAUAAAUUGUGAUAUGAGUGGAUUUCUGGAUUAUUUACUGCUGCACCCAUGGAAGGAUCGCUUGUGUCGAGGAGCGCGGGCUGCGUGGGCGUGAUAGAGCGGGCGGCGGGGGCGCUCUAGUCCCGCCCCUGACACUACGCCACCAGCCGGAGAGGCCUUGUCAGUGCUGCAACAGUGAGCGGGCGUUAGCAGUGCCGUGGAGUCUGUGUGAGGCCCCUUUAGGGCGGCCCCAUAGUGUGGUGCGAUCAAUGUGGUGGUGGGCAGUGUGGUAGUGUGGUGGUGGCCGUGGUGACGGAGUGGUGAGCGAGUGUGGUGGUGCGUGCGCAGUGAUGCACCGACAUGAUGUGUGAGCAGUGCCGCCUCGGGGAGGAGGAGGGGGACGUCGGCGACCCCUCCAGUCCUGCUGUCCCCGUGCCGCCCUCCUGCUACUGCUGCCGGGGACGUCUACGGGACACAGCCACGCCGCCGCCGCCGCUGCUCAGUACCAGACGAGCAGAGGCGAGAGUGGUUAGUGCAGUGAUCAGUGGGAGAGAGCAGUGUGGGGCCCCGGUUGGUGAAAGAACAGUGAGAGCCCCGGGCAGGACUCAGACGCGGGCGGCCAUGUUGGGACUCCUACUGGCCUUCGCCCUCUGUCCCGCCACCUGCGAGUACGUGCGGGAAUUCGAGGUGUCGGAGGGCGUGGCAAUAGGAACCAAUAUCGGUUACAUCGGCGACAGUAACCCCGGACAACCGCUGCCGCCGCCGCCGCCAUACCUGAUAGUUCCAGUGCCGGGCAGCGCAGUGGACUCGGAUCUUAGAAUUGAGCAGGACACGGGCGAGAUUAAGACCAAGGUGGUGCUGGACCGGGAGCUGAGAUCCUCUUACUCUCUGGUGGCCAUCCCGCACUCCGGGGAAAACAUCAGAGUACUCAUCAAGGUCAAAGAUGAGAACGACAACGCCCCGACCUUCCCUUCAGCCGUCAUGAACAUCGAAUUCCCAGAGAACACUCCACGCGACGUGAAGCGCACGCUGGCGCCGGCCCGGGACAAAGACCUGGGCAUCUUCAACACCCAGCGUUAUCGUAUUGUCUCUGGCAACGUCAACAACGCCUUCCGUCUCUCCUCACACCGCGAGAGGGACAGUGUUCUCUAUCUCGACCUCCAGAUCAACGGGUUUCUAGAUCGGGAGACCACAGCGUUUUAUUCAUUGUUAAUUGAGGCUUGGGAUGGUGGCUCGCCACCUCUGAAGGGCUCCAUGACUGUCAACAUCACCAUACAAGACGUCAAUGACAAUCAGCCCAUAUUCAACCAGAGUCGUUACUUCGCUACCGUGCCGGAAAACGCGACAAUUGGUACCUCGGUGUUGCAGGUGUUGGCUACCGACACCGACGCUGGGGAUAACGGGAAAAUCACCUACUCCAUCAAUCGUCGCCAGAGUGACCGCGAGAACAUGUUCCAGAUCGACCCCAAGUCUGGAGUCAUCUCUGUCAACCGGCCUCUGGAUUUUGAGACAAAGGAGGUGCAUGAACUGGUGGUGGUUGCCCGUGACAACGGCGACCAGCCCCUGGAGACCACCGCCUUCGUCUCCAUCCGCGUCAUUGAUGUCAACGACAACCAGCCAACCAUCAACCUUAUCUUCCUCUCCGACGAUGCAACGCCCAAGAUUUCUGAAGAUGCGCAACCCGGCGAGUUCGUGGCGCGGAUUUCCGUCAACGAUCCCGACUCUAAAGAGGAGUACGCUAACGUGAGUGUGACUUUAGAAGGGGGCGAAGGCCACUUCGAACUCACCACUCAGGACAGCAUUAUCUACCUGAUGGUGGUUUCGCGGCCGUUAGAUCGCGAAUUGAAGCCCAAUUACACCCUGGUGGUGUUCGCCACGGAUAUGGGCACUCCGCCACUCCACGCAUCUCGCAAGUUCGACCUACAAGUAACGGACAUGAACGAUAAUGCUCCCGAGUUUGACCAGACUGUGUACUACGCUAAUGUGCUGGAGGUAGCCGACCCGGGUACCUCCGUCUUCCAACUGUCAGCGUUAGAUCGAGACGAAGGGAACAAUUCCGUGAUCACUUACUCGAUUCGAGACACACCUGAGACUCACUCGAACUGGUUUCAGAUAGACUCUCGGACAGGUCUGAUCACGACACGGACUCACGUGGACUGCGAAACGGAACCGGUGCCGCAGAUCACGGUCAUAGCCACGGAUUCUGGGUCACCUGCUUUGUCCUCCUCCGCGACGGUCAAGGUCACUAUCCGAGACGUCAACGACAACGAGCCCAUCUUCGACCAGAGCUUCUACAACGUCUCCGUUCAGGAGUCGGAAGCCGUGGCCAACUGCAUAUUAAAGGUGUCGGCGACGGACCCGGACUGCGGAGUGAACGCCAUGGUUAACUACACUAUAGGCGACGGCUUCAAGCGCUUCAAGGAGUUCGAGAUCAGACCUGUGACGGGCGACAUCUGCAUCUCCGGCCAGCUGGACCACGAGACCAGAUCUGUCUACGAGUUCCCCGUCGUCGCCACGGAUAGAGGCGGCUUGAGCACGACCGCUGCUGUCAAGAUCCAGCUGCUGGAUGUGAACGACAACAGACCCACCUUCUACCCCCAGCAGUACAAUGUCUCCCUCCGCGAGCAGCACAAGUCCUCCUCCUCCCCCGUCGUGGUCGUCGUCGCCACGGACAAGGACGCCGGCAUCUACGGACAGGUGACGUACGAGAUCGUGGGAGGCAACGACGCUGGCAUCUUCCGCAUCAACGGCAAGACCGGGGAGAUCUUCGUCAACGAGCCCCUCUCCAAGGCCACCCCCAUGUACCACAUUAACGUGUCGGCCCGCGACGGUGCUGGCCUCAGGUCUGUGGUGGACGCAGAGGUUGCCAUCUCGGUCAUCGACACCAACCAGGAGCCGCCCAUCUUCGAGAAGCCUCGUUAUACCUUCGGCGCCAACGAGAGCGUCCCCCAGGGCUCCGUCGUCGGCACUGUCACCGCCACCUCCAGCGGCAGGGGAGGAGGGGAGGUGCGCUACAACAUAUACUCUGGCGACCCCAACGGGUACUUCAGCAUAGACAGUCUGAGUGGCAUGCUGAGCACAGCCUCGUCCCUCGACCAUGAGUCUCACCCCUUUGUCCUUCUCAAUGUGUUGGCUACCGCGGGGAACCCACCCACCUACGGCCACACCCAGGUCAACAUCAGUAUUUACGACGUGAACGACAAUGCGCCGGAGUUCGACGUUCAUUCUGUGAAGAUCUCUGUGCGGGAGAACGCGGUCCUCAACGAGGCCAUCUACGCUGCUCACGCCACCGACCACGACUCUGGCGACAACGGCGUCGUCACCUACAGCCUCGUCCAGAACCCAGGGGGAAUGUUUCUCAUAGACGAGAAUCAAGGUAUUCUGAUGCUGGCGGAGGAACUGGACUAUGAAGACGUGCAGAAAUACACGCUAGUGAUCGGGGCGCAGGACAAGGGCGACCCUCGUCUCUCCUCCAACCUGACGGUGAACCUGGAGGUGCAGGACGUCAACGACAACCCGCCGGUCUUCGACAAGACCUCGUACGUGGUGAGCGUGCUGGAGUCGCUGCCGGCCAACUCCCAGUUCCUGCAGGUGACAGCUCUCGACCUGGACACGGGCAACAACGCCAGGCUCACCUACACCAUCAGAGAGAAGGAAUUUGAGAAUGUCUUCGGGAUCUUCCCAAACUCCGGCUCUCUCUACCUGAAGGAGGUGUUGGACCGGGAGACCCGGGACCGGUACGUGUUGACGGUGGUAGCCACGGACAACGGGACGCCUGUCUCCACCGCCUCCACCACCGUCACCAUCAACGUCCUCGAUGCCAACGACAACACCCCGGCCUUCUCCAGACAGGUGUACGAGUUCACGGUGGAGGAGAACCUGGACUCCGGGGCGGUGGUGGGGAGGGUGCUGGCCGAAGACAGGGACCUGGGGAACAACGCCUCCCUCAGGUUCUCCCUCACGCCCUCCGACGGCUCCUUCCAGAUCAACCCCGUCACUGGAGAGAUCGUGACCAGGGUGGCCCUGGACCGGGAGCUGAAGGCUGUAUACGAAGUUACGGCCGAGGUACACGAUGAGGGGCGGCCGCCGCGUCACGCCCGCGCCACCGUCAGAGUCCUGGUCACCGACGUCAACGACAACUCUCCGACCUUCAUCGAGCCUCGGGAGCCCUCCGUUAGCGUGAGGGAGGAGCAGCCAGCCGGCACCGAGGUCCUGCAGGUACGGGCGACUGAUCGAGACGAGGGCAACAACGCCUCCAUCACCUACUCCUUCAUGACCAGUGAUGACAAUGAUGACGAUGCCGCCUUCAAUAUCAACCCAGCUACUGGUGUCAUCACCACCACCAAGGUUCUGGACCACGAGGUCAAGCAGGUGUAUCGUGUGACGGUGCUGGCCACUGACCAAGGCAAUCCGCCCAAGAACGUCACCAAGGUCAUACAGAUUGAGGUUUUGGAUCUGAACGACAAUCGGCCCACCUUCCCUGCGUCGUCCAUGGUGUUCAAGGUGAAGGAGGGGGUGAAGGUGGGCGAGGAAGUGGGUUCAGUCAUCGCAGUAGACAGAGAUGGUGGUGAAAAUGGUCGUGUCACUUAUACCAUUCUUACUGGCAACACUUAUGGCACUUUCGAUAUUAACAAAACCACAGGACAGAUGUUCACAGCUAAACAGGUCGACUACGAAAUGGCUAGCGAGUAUAUGCUGCAGGUUAAAGCUGUUGACUCCUCAGCAACCAACCCCCAAAGCUCUAUCAUCAACGUGAAGAUAGAAGUUCAGGAUGAGAACGAUCAGUCCCCCAUCUUCAAGGACGAUCCCAUCAUCUUCUCCAUCAGUGAGAACACUGCCAUUGGUACGCCUGUGUGGAACUUCACAGCCACCGACCUGGACUCUGGUGACAACGGCUAUGUGCAGUACUCGCUGACUCAACAGAGACCCAAAAAGGUGUUCAAGUUGGACUCAACGACUGGGAUGCUGACACUGAUGGCACCAUUGGACCAUGAGGAGCAUCGGGAAUAUACGCUGGUGGUGACGGCUGCCGAUCAGCCCCGGGACGAAUCUCGCCGCCGUCAGGCCUCCGUCACAUGCCGAAUUCUCAUUGAAGACUAUAAUGACAAUUCUCCCAAAUUUGUAUCGAGGGGGCGAGUAGACAUAAUGGAAGACGAGCCUCGUGGCUACCCAGUCCUACAUGUCAUCGCCACAGAUGAAGACUCCCGUGAUAAUGGCCGUGUCACAUACAUUGUCAGCUCUGGUAAUGAAGAUGGCAGCUUUGCUCUAGACUAUGAAACAGGAGUGUUAAGUAUAGUGAAAACACUGGAUCGUGAACGUGCCACUCAGUACCGCCUUAAUGUGACUGCCAGUGACCAUGGCCAACCACCACGCUCUGCCAUGCAAGUCAUAGAAGUUUUCAUUGAAGAUGUCAAUGAUAACCCUCCCAAGUUCAGUCAGCCAGUGUACCGUGCCAAUGUGUCUGAGGGAGCUCCACCUGGCACAUCUGUCAUCCGUGUGACUGCAUCAGACCGAGACUAUGGCACCAACAGCAAUUUAACCUACAUCAUCCCUGCGGGAAUCGGUGACAACAAGUUUCGCAUCAACCCAACCAAUGGAGCCAUUCAUACAGUGGCCACACUGGACCGUGAAGAGAAAGACCAAUACACUUUAACUGUGUACGUACGUGAUGGGUCCUUUCCUGCUCAGUAUGAUACUGCCUCAGUUCUGGUAACGCUCACCGAUGUCAAUGAUCAUGCACCAGAAUUCCGUGAUUCCUGUUACCCCUUGCGAGUGCCUGAGAACACUGACCUUUCUGUCAUCCACACAGUACUGGCCACCGACAGAGAUGCCGGGCUCAACGGCAAAGUAAGAUACUCCAUAACAGAUGGUAACGUCAACAAUAAAUUCAGCAUCGGUUCAUACUCCGGGCAGUUGUCCUCACGACCUCUGGACCGAGAGGCACAUGCCAAGUACUUCCUGGUGAUCACAGCAGAGGACCGAGCCUCAUCGGCACUGCGGGGAAUCUGCAACAUCACCAUCACUGUGGAGGACCAAAACGACAAUGACCCCAAAUUCUCUCAAAACCGAUACACAGCCACACUACAGGAGGAUGCUCUACCAGACACGACAGUGCUCACAGUAAGGGCAGUUGAUGAGGACCAUGGAGAGAAUGCUCGUAUCACCUACUCUCUCAGCAACGAGACCCAGUGGCUCUUCAAGAUAGACAAUGAAACUGGUGUCAUCACUACUGCUGGGUACUUUGACAGGGAGAAGCAGAAUGUGUACACAUUUGAAGUACGGGCAACGGAUGGCGGCCGCUAUGACUCGCGCUCUGAGAAGGCCCAAGUUCAGAUCACCAUCAGCGAUGUGAACGAUAACAAGCCUGUGUUCACCCAGUACCCCUUCACCGUGGAUGUUCCUGUCUACUCCCAGCCUGGCCACCAACUGCUGCAGGUCUCUGCAACAGACAAGGACGAUGGUGUCAAUGCUGACAUCAUCUUCAGUUUGGUGGAUGAAUCAGCCAACAACAAAUUCCGGAUCAACUCAGAGACAGGAAUCGUGACGGCAACGAGCCAGCUAGGAUUGGAGAGUGGCCGUAUUUUCCAUCUGGAAGUAGUGGCUCAGGACCGUGGCCGCCCUCCGCAGUCUUCUACGGGCCUGGUGGAGAUACGGGUAGGAGAUGCCACCUCCACUACCACACUCCAAUUUCCCAAUGCAACCUACUCUGCAGAACUAGGAGAGAAUGCCCCUGCAGGUUCUGACGUGGUGCAGGUAGCUGCCUUCCGCUCUGAUGGUCGCAAGCAGAGGAUAACCUAUAGCUUUGGUUCUGGGAAUGAGGACAACAUCUUUGAGAUCAAUAGCAACAAUGGCCUGAUCCGCGUGAGGGACCCCCGUCGCUUAGACUAUGAGACUGUACCACAGAUGCAGCUCAUCAUUGUGGCACAGGCAGAGGGCGAAACGCCUCUCUAUGCUUAUACCAGUGUCUGGAUUACCCUCAUCGACAUGAAUGACAAUGCCCCGCGCUUCACACAAGACCGCUAUGUAUCGUCAGUGUGGGAGGGAUACAACAAGGGUGCCUAUGUGAUGCAGGUGUCGGCCACAGAUGAUGACACAGGCGUCAAUGCUAACAUAGUCUACCACAUCGUCGAUGGUAACCAUGACAAUGCAUUUGUCAUUGACCCACCCUUCUCUGGAAUCGUCAAGACCAAUAUUGUGCUGGACCGCGAGAUUCGAGAUGCCUACAAGCUGACAAUUAUAGCCACGGACGAGGGGGUGCCUCAACUCACCGGAACCUGCACCCUCAGGAUCAACAUUGUCGAUGCUAAUGACAACCAGCCCACCUUCCCUCCACACUCCAUUGUGCAAGUCUCAGAAGGUGCUGAGGUUGGCACAGUCAUUACCACCAUCACGGCCAAUGAUGUGGACACCAAUCCUGCCAUUACCUAUAACUUUGCUGCUGAUGGCAACCCACACAACAUGUUUAGCAUUGACAAGUUCAGUGGAAAGAUCACCUUGGCCGUGCCACUGGACCAUGAAACUCAAGCACAGUACAUGGUACAGGUGGAAGCAUCGGACACAGCUCACGUCGCUACCACCUCUAUCACUGUGCAGGUGGUGGAUGAGAAUGACAACAGUCCCAUCUUCACUCAACAGGCUUACCAGGUGGCUCUUCCAGAGCUCUCUGUUCCAGGCACUUCUGUCAUUAGGGUUAAUGCAACAGAUGCUGAUGCAGGGUCUAAUGCCAGGGUAACAUACAGCCUAGGGACAUCAUCAGAUAGUGGUUUCUACAUCAGCGAGAGAACAGGUGUCAUCUACACCAACUCUUCUGUGCACUACAACCCUCGUCACCCAGUCAUCCAGUUGGUGGUGACUGCCAGAGAUGGUGGGAGGCCUUCACUCGCUGCAGUUGCUGCCGUCAGGAUACAGGUCACAGAUGUCAAUGACAAUGCUCCCAAGUUCUCCCGUGAAGUUUACACAGCCCAUGUGAGUGAGGACGCACCUCGCGGCCAUCCAGUUACUCGUGUCUCGGCUUCUGACAUGGACGAGUCCCGACACAACCGCAACAUUGACUAUCAACUAGUGGGCGGUAACGAGCUUGGCGCCUUCCAGAUCACUAGCAGCACUGGGGAGAUUCUGUUGGUUAAACCGCUUGACCGAGAGGAGAUUGCCGAGUUUCAUCUAAUCGCCCUGGCCACUGACCGUGGACGCCCUUCCAGGAAUGCCACAGCUGAAGUGAUCAUAACAGUUGAUGAUGUCAAUGACCAUGCUCCAGCCUUUAACCAGAGCGAGUACGCUGUAACUGUCAGUGAAUCCUUGAGCCUUGGUGCUUCAGUCCUGCAGGUGCUGGCCUCUGAUAAUGACACUGGAGACAAUGCACGCAUCAACUAUGACAUAACUUCUGGUAAUGAUCGUCAGGUGUUUGCCCUUGACUCCGAGACAGGUGUGAUUACUCUGCGUGAAGCUUUGGACUAUGACAGUGUGGCCGAAUAUCGUUUCAUCGUCCGGGCUACUGAUAGUAACCGCCAUCAUUCACUGUCUGCUCUUUCUACUGUACACAUCACACUAGAAGAUGAAAAUGACAAUGCCCCACAGUUCCCAGUAGACAAAUAUCUAGAGUUUGUGGCUGAGAAUGCUCCCGUUGGGACCUCAGUGUUCACUGCACAUGCGAAUGACGCUGACAAGGGACAGUAUGGCUCACUCAACUACUCUAUCCCUGGAGGAAAAGAUAUGGAUAAAUUUAGUGUUGACUACAAAACAGGUGUGGUCGUUACCAAGGCAGUGUUUGACUACGAGGCCAAACAAGCUUACUCCUUUUUGCUCCGUGCUAUUGAUGCUGGGGGAAAAUCUUCCGUGGUCACUGUUCAGGUCAACGUAGACAGCCAAGAUGAGUUUGCACCAGAGUUUUUGGAACGUAACUACUAUUUUGCUAUACCAGCCAACAUGGAAGUUGGGAUGGUAGUUGGUCGUGUAGAAGCCACAGACAAAGACGAAGGGCCUGAUGGUCGAGUUUUCUAUUCACUACGUACAUCAUCUAACACAUUUAAGAUCAAUCGAACAUCAGGAGAGAUUACAGUGCGACGUGCUGGUGCCCAGGAAGAAGGGCUGACACGGUUGGAAGUGGUUGCUACAUCAGGAUUAGUGGGGUCCCUACGUGCUGUGGCAGUGGCCGAGGUGAGUGUUGGAGGAAAGAAUGGGACCUGGAAUAAUACAACACCAUCAACUGCAGGUGGUCAGGACUCUGGGGGUCUUGCUACCUGGGCCAUUGGCCUGCUUAUAGCACUCAUAUUCUUGGUACUCAUAUUUGGAGGGGCAUUUUUGUUUCUUUACCGACGGAACCUUCGAGCUCGGAAGCCUGCAAUGGCUGAUCAAUUUGAUACCUCAUUUGACACCAUUGACAUUCGGCCUCCUCCUACAGCACCGGCAGAUUUGUCACAAUAUCCACCACGCUAUAAUGACCUACCUCAUUAUGAUCAUCAUGGAGAGCGUAGUCAUCAUCAUGGCAACACUACAUCAGAGAUGAGUGAGCAAAGCCAGAGUGCAAGCAGUGGGCGUGGUAGUGCAGAUGACAAUGAGGAUGUGGAAGAUGAGGAGAUCCGCAUGAUCAAUGAAGGUCCACUUAUUCAGCAACAGAAGCUGCGAGAGAGACUUGGCCUCCCUGACUCGGGUAUCCGUGAUGAUGAUAACAUGAGUGAUGUAUCUGUCCACAACACUCAAGAGUAUCUGGCUAGACUCGGCAUUGACACCACUAAGAGUGAGUCAACGAAAGGAUCGCAAGAUCUGGCACACUCCAUGGAAAGCAUGCACAUGUUUGAUGAUGAAGGUGGAGGAGAGGCAGAUGGCAUGGAUAUUAGUAAUCUCAUUUAUGCCAAACUAAAUGAAGUCACUCCAGAAGAGGAAUCCUCCAUAAUGGAUGGCACCCGAGCAUUUGGGUUUGGGGAUGAGAGCCAGCCCUCCAUGACGGGCUCGCUAAGUUCCAUCGUUCACAGUGAAGAGGAGCUUCAGGGCUCGUACAACUGGGACUACUUGUUGGACUGGGGCCCUCAGUACCAGCCUCUAGCGCAUGUCUUCUCUGAAAUUGCUCGCCUCAAAGAUGACUCGGCGCCCAAUUAUAGCCGAGAGCCAAUGAAAAAGACACUGAACCCACAAGUGAAGACAAUCCCUCCACCACUUCUGACGAGUGUGGCACCGCGCUCAAUUGCCCCUGUGGCACUCAGCUCAGUGCGCACUAGUCAGCUAACACUGCCCUCUCUUCCUCGGUCCCCUAUCAGCCAUGAGUCAUCUUUCACCUCACCUGCCAUGUCCCCCUCCUUCAGCCCCUCCCUUUCUCCUUUGGCCACCCGUUCUCCAUCCAUCUCUCCCUUGAUGACCCCAGGAAGUGUCAGUCAUGCAACUUCUCCUGCAGCUGCUGCUGCUCAGACAUCGGCCACCUCUACUCCACACCAUGGCCGACCAGUUGGUCAGCGGCCAGGCCCAGCGGGGCUUAUGGCUGGGGCUUCAUCGGGCUCAGAAACUGAACUCAGGAUAUAGCCGUCACUAUACCCUCUUUUCUACCACCACCAUCUCUACCACCACCACCUCCAUCACCAUCACCACCACCACCACCAUCCUCACCACCAUAACCACAGCAGUCUGCCUCUGCCCCGACGUCCUCGCUAGAGAGUUGUGUCUCCAGCAGGAGGGCUUGCUCCUGCCUCAACACUCCAGACUUUACUACUCACCUUGUUAGCGGCCAAAUUACGAAUGUGAUAUACAGUAGUUAUUGGUGUGACGUUGCCAAAUGUGCUUAAUCGCAUGGUGCCUUGCGUGAGUGUUUUGUGUAUAUUUGUGAAUAUUUAAGUAUUAGAAUAAAAACUGGCAAGGGACAACUAAGAGCAGUGGUGCAUUUCCCUCCAUUUAGCCCCGACAUAAUAGAAGCUCUUUGAUGAAGUUCAUGGCAGUGUUAUACUGGGGCAUGACAGUAACUACGUGCAACAGUGAGUGCUGUUGAAGGUAAAUGGUGUGAAGCAGUGAGCACUGUUGACGGCAGCAUGCAUGGUGAGAACAAAGCCAGUAAAAAGGAAUUUUGUGUGACUCGGUGCUUAGCUGCCUUGCCAUACCUCACAAAACAGUGCUCGUGUGAUCUCUGCCUGCUCACCACCACCUCAACAACUCAUUAACCAGUGUUGUGUUAAACAGUGCAUGGUUGCCCCCUCGGUCAGCUAAUGACCAAGCCUGGUAAAUUUGGCCAGGAUUAAAAAAAACAUUGCUUACCAGUCAAGUCGUGCUUGAUAACUGCGAAGACUGGUCUGGCUCACAGAGGGCCUGUGAAUGAUGCUUUGUGGUGACUGCUACACACUAGCAUUAGUCAGAUGAACCUUGCAGUGUGUCCAUCCAACUCUUAACCUUGUGCCACAGUGGCUGUGUACUCAAAUUUGUCUUCCAGUGAUAACUCCGUUUGCUGUUUUGAGACAGCUAGUGCAAAUAAAAUAUCAUCAAACAAAAAUAAAGAUAUAACUUAGCAAAGGUGCCUUUUCAAAAAUGAGGGUGCUGACUUUACCACAUCAUGACAUUGUUCACCAAAUGUGCCACAUAAGGAAUGCGGUGCCAUGAGACCUGGCACUGUCAGUGCAGUGCCAAGGUAUAUCACCUAUGACCCUGUGCAACAUGUGUGCCUUUUUUAUACCUGCCUCUCACUAGGACCAGUGCCUCACACUAUGGCUCCCUCCUGGGUACACCUCAUUUUAAUACCUCUGGCUACAAUUGAGCAAAAUUCGUCCCCCAUCUUUUUGCCAGAAAGAAUUUGCUCCCUUGUCCCCUUUCCAAAUUGGGCAAUUUACAACCAUUUCUCAAAAAGAUUACACUAGAUCUCUUUAAUAGUGUUAAUGUAACAUUUGCAUAAUAGAGUACAGGCACGUUGCCACAGUCUACACCAACAUUGGCUAAGACCAACUUUAUUACUCUCAUUAAUAAUAAUAUCAUGCAAUACUCAAUAAUAUACUGUAUUUGAUUUAGGAUACCACCUUCCCCCAUUUCACCACUGAUAUUUGAGAAUCUUGUACCCAUGUCUCUCUUUCAUAUUACCUUGGGAAAAUUAUAGCAGCACAUUGCUAAAUCAGGUGCUCUUUCCAUCCUCUUCUGUUAGGAAUUCCUUCAGUAGUGUCAAAAGUCACCCGCCAGUAUCUUGUGGGGAUCUUCAAUGUGCCAAAAUAUCUUUUGAUAUUUUUCAACAGUUCAAGUACUAUCUCAUGGACAUAGUGGGCAUUGCCUACAGUGGCAAUAUAUGUGCCAAAUCUCCCUCCAUAUCUUACUGCCCUUACCUAUAUUCUCUGCAUCCAGCCCAGUUACUAGAUUAUAGUUAUGAGAAAUAAUCAUGCCAAGUUUUUCCAUCUAGUACACUACACAUACUAAUUAUGUAUGGCUUUUGCAGUGCCAUUUUUUUAAAUGUUAUUUCUGAUUUGCACAGUGACAGUGCCAAAAUCCACACACAAUAUGCUGCUUUGGUUGCUGGGUGCCAGUACCAAACCUUCCCCCUACAUCCCCUGGUCCAAUGGCUGUUACAGUGCCAACCCUCUCCCCACAUACACACACACACACACACACACACACACAGUGCCCUGGUCCGCUGGGUGACAGUGCCAACCCCCAAACACAGUCCAGUUACCAGGUAUUGGUGUCCUGGGCAGUGAUCGUGCCAACUCUCCUACACAACAUCUUCUCAGUCGCCUGUUAACGCGUUGGUCAGUUUUGAAGUUGUACAGAUUGUUAAAUUAUUAAUUAUUACUUCGAAAGUCUGACUCCUAGCCCUCUCAAUACAUUUUUGGGGAGCUGUUAAAUGCAAAAACACAAUAAACUAUAGAUUAUUAAUUAUUUAUAAGUGUUUAAAGAUGUCAAAUUUGUUGUAUUUAUAUAAAAAAAAUAAACUUGUGCAAUGCCAUGUAAGGAUAAGUGUCCGGUUAGACUGUUGAGAUUGUAUACUUCGUAAGUAGGAACCCCAACAUCGGAUAGACCUUACAUGUUUACCAAAGGCCACCCCCGGCUUAAGUGCUACAAGCAAGGCCGUCGCAGUUGGUUCAUUUCCUGUGUGAAAUAUUGAGAUUUUCGCCUACAGUGUCAAGCUGUCAACCUGACACCUUCCCCGCCAAAUCAAAAUGUACCUACUACAUAGCAUCAACCUGUCUGUGGACAGGCAUCUUGUCUCUUCUGUAAAUAGUUUGAUAUGAGCGUUUUCCUCUUUUCUGUACAGUUAAUUUUGUGUACACACAGAAAUUUGUAUAAUUUUGUAUUGUGAUAACGCCUUAUACCUUAAUUAAGGUAUAAACUUUAAUAAAGAAAUAGUUGAUAAA